GAGCACAUUCUUGUAUCUUUUUUUCAUACCACUUGAUUUUUUGGUGCAUAUGAUUAAUUUAUUCUUAGCCUUUUUGUACGAAUUGAACAUUUUGAGCAAAAACUGGAUAGAAAAUGAGAUUGUUUAUGCAGCUAACUUUGAGCACCGUGCUGCUAACAUAAGUUUAUAAAUGGAAAAGGUAGAAAGUAGGUAGCAUCAGAGCACUUUUUAGACCUUAACUAAAGAAUGAUCAUAACUGAUUCUCUUUCUUUGUGUAUGUGAUUCCAAAUUCACAAACCACUCCAAGAUUUCAAAUUAUCAAUUUGAGAUCCGGCUCCACUUGAGUUAGUAAACUAUCAAGUAACAAAGAUGUACCAUGGUGUAAGGCUGGAUUUUGCUUCUAAACUCUAAAGUAUAGCUGAAAAGUGAAAACUCAUGCUGGAUUCUGUUUUCAACUCAAGUUUCUUGUUCAGGUUCAUAGCCAAAGGCCAAAAGCCUUUAAGUAUUCUGCUUUAGAGUAAAACCACUCUGUGACCCCAGUUCUGUAUGGUUUGCAGGAGUGGACUUAAAGAAUGGUCACCAACUACAGUGUGCAUUAGCUAAUUACCAUGGGGUGCAUUUCUUCAAAGGAAAUAAUUGCCAGAUCAAUCAGUUUCCAUGAAGAGAGAAAGCAUAGAUCACAUAGAACUGUAAACGGCAUUCCAUUGCUAGAAGAUUUUAUCAUCUCCGCAAUCGGCAGUGGCAAGUACCUAACACUUGUCCGCGCUGCUAACUCAGUCUCCAACAAGCUGAACUCUAGGAGCUAUAGUGCAAACAAGUCCUCAAAACCUGCUAUUGAGUCUGCCAGUUCUGAAACUGUGGAGAAGUUGGAGCUAUCAGCAAAACUAGGCCAAGUAAAAGGGAAACAAUUUGAAAGUGAUAACAGAAACAGGUCCAAAAGUUGGCAUUAUUUUCUUGAGCAUAUUGAGCACUCUCUUGCUCAGGAGAAUUUAUCUGGUUUUGAAGAUAACAUGACUUGAGCUCCAAGGGUGCUGUAGGUAGCAGGAGUUUCCACACAGUGGAGGAAUAUGAUGGUAUAGUUAAUAAAAUUUGGUUGAACAAGUCCAAUAGAGUUCAGCAACGUGGGUUUAAUGAAGAAGAUGAUUCGGGAGGCAACAUGGACAUUCAGGAAAUGCAACCAGAAAGCAAUGAAGUUACUCCAAGUCCUAAAAGGCACAUUCCAAGUUCAGGUAUAAAAAAUGAGGAAGUGAUUGCAAGUCAUAAAACAAGAGUGCUUGCUGCUCAAGGCGUAAGAAGCACCAUUGAGAAGGGAAAUAAGAGAAAGGCUUUAGCAAAGAGGCUAGAAUCACUUAAAAUCCCAUCCACCAUUGAAUCUCCAGCCAUUGCUAGUCUAAGAGAAUGGCUCCCUGCAGAUGGAAUAUAUUCUUCGGGAUCCUAUGUCACCCCAAAAUUUGGCAGCUAUUCUCUAAUGAACACUAGGAUUGCAAAUGAAUCCAGUCAGGAAUCUAUAUUUAGCCCAGAGCUGGUAUCUGCCUUUGAACAGUGCAUGCAAAAUCUUGAUGCAGAGGAAGAAAAGAUUCUGAAACAAAUUUUAGAGAAUGUGGAGGAAGAAAGUGAUGAAAGAAUUCAACCACAAGAAAGAACUCAUGUCCUCAACCAGGCAGGCAUAACAGGUUAAAUCCAUACUUGAAGUUGAAGGUUAGUGUUGCUAGUAUACUAUUUAAGUUCUUAAUGUGGAUUCAUUUUAUUUAUAAGAAAAGAGGAAUAGAAAAUGAAAAAUGUUCUAUAAAGUUGAAGGAGCAGCUUAGUUAUCAGUGGCAGAACACUGAAGAGACCCAAUAUAUUAAUGAAUAGUUCAAAACAAUGAUCAAAAGCAAAGAGUUAGAGUGCAACUUGCUGGUGUGUAUAACCCUUUUAUAUGAGUUCGCAAGCUUGCCAGAAUAUACUGUUAUACUGAGUUUGUUUAUUGCACAACCUUUACUCAAUUUUUAAGUUCUUAGCAAA
This is a messenger RNA of Lotus japonicus, 1983 nucleotides long. RefSeq lists its product as uncharacterized. The coding region runs from base 1136 to 1657 and encodes 173 amino acids. The transcript has 3 exons. The record is from RefSeq and is a predicted model, not a curated record. NCBI's taxonomy places the organism in Eukaryota, Viridiplantae, Streptophyta, Magnoliopsida, Fabales, Fabaceae.